AUGUUUUUAACAGCAGCAUUAUUCCGGAAGGGAAUUCCUGGAAAGCAAUGGAUUGGAAAAUACCGGCGGCCGAGAGUGGUCACCAUUUCAAUGAAGCAGGCCAUGAUCCGGAGGCUGGAAAUUGAAGCAGAGAACGAGUAUUGGCUGAGCCGCCCUUUCCUGACCCGGGAACAGGAAUACAAGCAUAACACGGAAGGCAGACGGGCCAAGUGGGAAGCUCUCAGAAACUCGCGGCAAUCCAAGUUUCCUGAGCACAGAUAUAUCAAGGAUCAUUUGGACCACUUAAAUGUGUCAAAGAAGUGGACAUCUUGAAUGACGCAGGGCGUUUGUACUGCACAUGUGCUGUG
Molecule: messenger RNA, 347 nt
Organism: Tinamus guttatus (white-throated tinamou)
Lineage: Eukaryota; Metazoa; Chordata; Aves; Tinamiformes; Tinamidae
Gene: MRPL57
Product: mitochondrial ribosomal protein L57
Biological process (GO): mitochondrial translation
Cellular component (GO): mitochondrial ribosome
Molecular function (GO): structural constituent of ribosome
Source: RefSeq, a predicted model, not a curated record